Sinocyclocheilus grahami is the source of this 5790-nucleotide messenger RNA. RefSeq lists its product as uncharacterized. The transcript has 23 exons. The record is from RefSeq and is a predicted model, not a curated record. Gene Ontology annotation, molecular function: zinc ion binding; RNA binding. Lineage: Eukaryota; Metazoa; Chordata; Actinopteri; Cypriniformes; Cyprinidae. Bases 694 to 5283 code for a protein of 1529 amino acids.
UAGACACCAAGAGAAGAAGAACGGCUUUGGUAACCGCAGCUUUGCAGAGCUUUACCGAUCGUUUGGUUUAUUCCAGCUUGUGUAGGUGAGGUUUUAUAAAUCAAUACAAACUGAUUAGUGCCUUCGUAAUGUCUGUAAUUUGCUGAUGUGUCCUAUGAUGUAUUGCGUUAGCGGGAAUAUGGCGGUUAGCAUCAGGUCUAGCAACAUUUCAGGAAAAACCGUCAAAUUAUUCUUCACUUUUAAGUUGAAAAAUAAACUCCACCUCCAUUGAGUUAGUUUACAUGAAAUGUCAAGCAGUGCCAUGCUAUCAUUUGUCCUUAUAUAUUAAUUUACAGGCAUUAUAAAUGCAUGUUGAAAGAGAAAUUGAUUAAAAACGUGUCAUCUGCAAGUUACAUUAAUUACUAGUUGUAAUAUUACUGGUCUGAUACAGCUGAAGUUAUAUAAAGCAAAUCCAGAGACAUCCACAAAGUAUGAAUGAUUUGAUUUUUCAUCUCAAGGUAAGACUGAUACAGGUGACACACCUCAACGGAUUCACGGCAGAUCUUCCACCUGGAGCCCAUCUCUUCAGUAAUGUAGUAUCAAUAUAAGGAGAACAAAGUCUCCUUACUUAACAUCUUUUUUAACAGGUGAACAGCAACUACAAGAGCUGCUUUUUUUGAGGUCCUAUAAUCAUUUAACCUGGAACUUUGGAACAUGUCUUACAAUCAUCCAUACCGAAGCCCAGCUGAUGAUUACAGCGCAAGUGAUGACCAAUAUCACCGGGAGUCUACCGCUUACAGGUCGCGAAUUAGGGGCGCAUCUCCAGAGCAGACAUCUCCAUCCUCAUCAGAGACCGUCCUCUCUUCUGUUAAGGCUUUGUCUUUUCUGCAUAGCUGUGGACUGGAUGCUGAAGACCUUCAAACUCUGGCCGAGCUUCCCGAGCAUCUCAUCGCAGCCGAUACUCUUCCGGACCUUCUUGCACAGAUCAAAAAGAAGAAAGCGUCCAGCACUUCUUCAUCUAGGUCCAGUGCGCCCCAAGCCAGUUCGUCAUCUCGCUCCUGGGACGACAGGAGCCACACUCAGCUGGUUGAGUAUCCAUUGGAUUUCCCUGUCCGUCAGUCAUAUUCCAUUCCUCGAGAGCAGCUUCCAACCUGGGACGACCGCUGGGAAAACAUCCAACAAACAAGCUCUCCAUCAUGCACGUACACCAGUUCUGAGUCGAACUAUGUGGUUGACUACAACCAUCUGAAAGACAAAGAGUCUUAUUUUGAUAAAGCGUCUUGUGCCACAGAACCAUCAAGGCAGAAAACGUCUGUUGUCCCGCAGUCUUACUCUAGCCACAGCAGAGAUGCUAGUCAAUCCUCACAUUUGUCCAGCAGAGACGACAGUCAUUCUUCACAUCUGUCCAGUAGAGAUGCUAGUCAAUCCUCCCACCGCUCUAGCAGAGAUGUCAGUCAGUCCUCUUAUCUGUCCAGUAAAGACGUCAGUCAGUCGUCUCAUCGCUCUAGCAGAGAUGUCAGUCACUCGUCACAUCUGGCCGGUAGAGACGUUGGCCACUCGUCACAUCUGGCUGGUAGAGACGUUGGCCAGUCCUCACAUCUGUCCGGUAGAGACGUUGGCCAGUCCUCACAUCUGUCCGGUAGUGAUGUUGGCCAGUCCUCACAUCUGUCCGGUAGAGACGUUGGCCAGUCCUCACAUCUGUCAAGCAGAGAGGUUGGUCUACCGUCACUCCUGUCCAACAGAGACGCAGCUCCACCCUCGCACCUGUCCAGCAGAGGCGCCGCUCCACCCUCGCACCAGUCCAGCAGAGGCGCCGCUCCACCCUCGCACCUGUCCAGCAGAGGCAUCGCUCCACCUUCUCUCCUGUCCAGCAGAGACGUCGGUCUGCCCUCGCUCCUGUCCAUCAGAGACCUUGCUCCACCCUCGCACCUGUCCAGCAGAGAUGUUAGUCAAUCGUCACACCACCGGAGGACAGAGUCGGCUCAUAGAGUGCCUACCAGGAAGGAGGCGUCAGAUUUCCACGGGAAAACUCCACCAGUAUUUCCCUACGCAUGCGUGCUCUGCGAUAUCACUGUCCUCUCUGACAAGGACUGGUCUGUGCAUAUAAAAGGAGCCCAACAUGCGCAUAGUCAACUUAGUCUUGUGGAAAAAUAUCCAGCGUGGGAUCAGUCAAUCCAGUCUGCUCGAAGAAAUGAGCCCCAUUCUGAUCGACUCUCGUCUAGAACAACACAGGAACGAGGUGGAACCUCAAGCAGUAGAAAAGGAUCGUUAGGCAGCAGAAGUGGAGCGUCGAGCAGUAGACAUGCAUCAUCAAGCAGUCAAAACCGCAAUAAUACUGAAUCGAAGUGCAAAGUGGUGUGUGUCAAGUUUGAAGUGGAUGAAUUCGACGAAGCUUACCUGAAAAAAUUGCUUGGCCAGUUUGGGGCUAUUGUCAAAAUUAUUAUGUUACCUAGAAUGGCUUUUGUGAAUAUGGGAACAGCAGGCCAGGCAGAGGAUAUAGUAAAAUAUUUCUACCAAAACCCUUUGAGGAUCAGAGGAGAACUGAUCAAAUUUACUCUGUCUGCAGCAGUCAGUUUCCUACAGACAUCUUGUGUAGUGAGCUUUUCACCGCUACCUUCUGGAGAUGGUAUACGCUCGGAGUUGACGGCCAUUGCUAAGCGUUUCGGAUCAGUAAAAAAUUCACUGUUUCUCCCAAGCCGGGGUUAUGUGGAGAUGGGCAGCAUGGAAGAGGCCAACAAAUUGGUGGAGCAUUAUUCAACCAAUGCACUCAAAAUAAAAGGAAAAACCAUUAACGUUUGCUCCUCAACUGAGUACCAGACACUUGGUAUGAAGGAUGCUGACAAAGAAAAAUCACCAGUACCUUAUAGCAGCAGGAGAAGGAGGAGGAGUUGCAGCCCAAGAAGGAGAUCCCACAGAGAUUCUCCCAGCCCCAAACGAAGAGCUUCUGAGGAGAGGUCCAGGUCUCGCAGGAGUCAAGACUCUAAGAAACAAGAAGAAAGUGGACGCUCACGGGAGAGAACCAAAGAGAGCUCAAAACGGGACAGCUCAUCCAAAUCCCGUUCUAAAAGAAGCACUCCUAAAGACCAGAAACAAAAAACAAAAACAGAAAAGAGUGUGGAGGAGACUGUUGAAGAUGACAGCGAUCAGUCUGAUGUGAUGGCUGAUGAUAGUGAUCUUGAAGGAGUGGCAGUUAUAGCAGAUGAUGGUGAGGCACUAAAUUCAGAAGAUGAGCUCACAGUAGAUGAAGAGGCGGAUGAUGAGGUGCAUGAAACCUCAGAUGAACCGGAACAGGAUGCAUCUGAAGAUGUCCAAGCUGUGAACGAGUCAGAUGAUCAGACUAAACCUUCAGACAUGGACACAUCGAGCAUACAGCCAGAGACGUCAGAGCAUGUACCAACUGCUACAACUUCAGAUAGAUCAAGCGAUUGUAAGGAAGCCAAAGAGCUUCAACAAGGAGAACAAAAAGAGCUUCAAGAAAAGCAAAAAGAGCUUCAACAAGGAGAGCAAAAAGAGCUUCAACAAGGAGAGCAAAAAGCGCUUCAAGAAAAGCCAAAAGAGCUUCAACAAAGAGAGCAAGAAGAGCCAGAAGAGCAAAAAGAGCUUCAAAAAGUUGAGAAAAAAAAGAUUUGGCAAAAAGAGCUUAAACAAGAAAAGCAUAAAGAGCUUCAACACGGAGAACAAAACGAGCUUCAAGAAGAGCCAAAAGAGCUUCAACAAGGAGAGCAAAAAGAGCUUGAGAAUAAGCAAAAAGUACUUCAAGAAGAACAACAAGAGCUUCAAGAUGUUGAGAAAAAAGAGAUUCUGCAAAAAGAGCUUAAACAAGAAGAGCAUAAAGAGCUUCAACACGGAGAACAAAACGAGCUUCAAGAAAAGCAAAAAGAGCUUAAAGAAGAGCCAAAAGAGCUUCAACAAGGAGAGCAAAAAGAGCUUGAGAAUAAGCAAAAAGUACUUCAUGUAAAGAAAAAAGAGCUUCAGCAAAAAGAGCUUAAACAAGAAGAGCAAAAAGAGCUUCAACACGGAGAACAAUACGAGCUUCAACAAGAGGAGCAAAAAGGCGAUACGGUGGAGAUGGAGGAGGAGGCAGCAGAUUUCUCAGAAAAUCUAGAUAAGGAGAGAGUGUUGACAGAACAAGGGGAUGAAAAGGAGAUCUGGACUUCAAGCACUGAGGAAAAGUUUGGCAAAGUUCUUGAGGUGGCAGGUUUUCCAGUGGCUAAAAAAUACAGUGAAGCAGAUUUGCUGAAAAUCGGGAAAAAAUACGGAGAUGUGGCAUGCUGCUGUCUGGUUCGCAGCAAUCGAAAGGUGGAGAAGGCAUUAAUUGAGAUGGUGAAUGGUGCCGAUGCUGCAAAACUUGAAGCCGAGUGUAAAAGGCAACACGUUAAACUAGGUGGCAGAAACUUAAGGAUAUCAGUGUCAAAGAAAUACAGCCAAUUGAACGAGGGGCAAAGGAUUGACUCUGAGAAAGAGAAAGUUAAGGAAGAUAUUGAAGAGAACAAUAAGGAGCCCUCAAGCACACUGGCUUCCAGUGAGGAGAGUACAGUAGUGAUGGCUGAGACCGAGAACUCUGAAGAAGAUGCUGAGGCUCGGGAAGGAAAGGAAACCAACAUGGACACAAUCAUGCAAGCAUCUAGUGAUGAGGAGGAAGCGUAUGGCAGAGUUCUCCAGAUCAGAAACCUUCCAAUGCCUGAUGAGUACACUGAUGAGGAUUUCCUGAGCAUCGCAGAACCAUAUGGAAAAGUAGUACACCAUUGGAUGUUUCGCCUCCAUCAAACGGGACUGAUUGAAAUGAAAAAGGCCUCUGAUGCAGAAAAGGUUGUAGCUGCGGCCAACAUGAAUGAAAUUACAGUUGCUGGAAAAAAUCCCAAGAUUUCAGUGUCUACCAAACAUGCUCAUUUAAAUAAAAGUGAUGGUUCUCUACAAGCAUCUACUGAGUUCGAGGAGGAAAAUGAUGAAUCCAAGACACAAAUCUCUGCUAUUUCUGAGCAGCCGUCUAUCCAAACAUCAGCGAGUGUCAAGGAGUCCUCGAAUGAUAAUCAAGAUGUCAACUCAAAGGCAGAUGAGAAGCAAGAUUCUGCAGCUGAUGAAGGAAGCGGAACGAAGGUGGAAAAUUCAGACGUCGUGCCAGAGAUGCAAACACCUGUGAUGGAUCCAGUGGGGACAGAGUUUGUUCGGCCUGUGGUGGGUUACUUCUGCAGCUUGUGUAAUGCCAUCUAUGCCAGUGAGGAAGAGGCCAAAGACGAACACUGCAGGACCCCAAUGCAUCAUCAAAAGCUGAAGGAGCACAAGGAGCGAAACAAUUCGACAUAAACCAUGACACGGAACAGAAAUCUUUCAUAGACGUUCAUGACGAUAGCGUAACUGUAGCUAAUUCACAUCAUAAUAUGUGUUAAGUGAUUCAGUAGUAAUGCAGAAAUUGUAAUUUUAUUUAGUCUUUUUUUUUUUAAUUAUUAUUAUUACAGCCUGUUUGCUGUGUUGUCUUUCUGUUUCAGCAGUGGUUUUAUCUGGUAAUCAACAAAGUUGUUUUCUUUAAAAAGCAUGUACUUUCGUACAGUGUACUGAACUCGAUUUAUAAGUAAAUAGAAUGCAGUAAAAUCGUUUCUGCUCAAAUAAAGGCAUGUACAGUUAUCAACUAAACGCGCUUGUUUUCUUCAUGCGUGUUUUGAUUGGACGGCUGAUGGUUGUCUCCGCCCACAGUAUGCCGUUUCCAUGGCAAUUCAACAUGGCCGCACACGGAAGACAACCUGUCUUGUCCUCCACACCACUGCAGAUCCUGUUUCACUUGAACGGCUGGUAUUUUGCAGCGUUCUUCAUCGC